GCUAGUGUCUUACCGAUUGCUAGCAACCUCUUGUGGGGCUUGCAGUCGGUGUUGCUUGACCUGCAGGGAAGCAAGACUCGCCACAUUUCGGCAUUCACUGCGGGCAAGCAGAACUCGUCAAAUUUCCGGCAUUCUUAGCUGCUUGAGUGGCUACGUGCCAGCUGUGACGUCUUGGUGCAAACCGAGCGCUGCUCCUCGCCCGGCUGUAUUCCGGGCCCAAGGUGCAUUGUUAAAUCUGCAAACCGAGCGUUGAGCCAGCAAUGCGCUCCCUGCUGCUCCUCGCCACGGCUGCCGCGGCCCUGCGCCCGCAGCCCGCACCGCGCACAACCACAAAGCUCCGCGCGGCUGCGGCGCCGCCCGACGAGAUUGCCAGGAGGCGCAACUUCGCCAUCAUCAGCCACCCCGACGCCGGGAAGACGACGCUCACCGAGAAACUCCUCUUGUAUGGAGACGCGAUCCAGCAGGCGGGCAUGGUGAAGGCUCGCGCGAACGGCCGCGACUCGACGUCGGACUUUCUGGCCAUGGAGAAGGAGCGCGGCAUUUCUAUAUCGUCCACGUGUCUCACGUUCGAGUAUGGCGGCGCGCGCAUCAAUUUGAUGGACACGCCGGGCCACGCGGACUUUUCCGAGGACACUUAUAGAACCCUAAGCGCGGCGGACAACGCGGUCAUGCUUGUCGAUGGAGGCAAGGGCCUGGAGCCGCAGACGCGGAAACUGUUUGGGGUGGCGCGGCGGUCGAACCUGCCCGUGUUUACGUUUGUGAACAAAUUGGACCGGCCGGCGAUGUCGCCCUGGGAGGUGCUGGACGAGAUCUCGGCGGAGUUCAACCUCGAGACGGCCGUGCGCACGUUCCCCAUCGGCGACGGUGAAAGAUUUCGAGGUGUGUAUGAUGCGGCGAAAGACGAGGUCUGGCUCUACACGAGGACGGAGCGAGGCAAGAAGGCGUCGGUGGAGCGCAUCUCCUGGGAGGAUAGAGAUGAGAUCAGCGAGAAAAUCGGGGAUGAGGAACUCGACGCGCAGCUCGAGGAGGACCGCGAGAUGAUUCGGGAGCUCACGCCGCCGUUAGAUGAUGAAAAACUCAAGAAGGGCGAGAUGACGAGCGUCUACUUCGGCAGCGCCAUGGGCGAUCAAGGUGUGGAGCCUUUUCUGGACGAGUUCAUCGACCUGGGGUCGCGGCCGGCUUCCAGGCCGCUGCGUGAUGACAAGACGCUCGAGCCGUCGCACAGUGAAUUCGCGGGCUUUGUGUUCAAGAUGCAGGCCAACUUGGAUCCGAAGCACCGGGACUGCAUGGCUUAUGUAAGGGUCGUGUCGGGGACGUUCCGGAAAGGCAUGAAGGUCAUCCAUGGUCGGACGGGGCGUUCAUUGACGCUCGCCACUGCCACAAUGUUGUUCGGUUCGGAUAGAGACGGCGUCGAGGAGGCGUUCCCGGGCGACGUCAUCGGCUUGAAUAAUCCGGCGGGCGGCCUUUUUCAAAUAGGCGACGCGCUGCACACGGGUUCGAGUGUGGCCUUCGAGCCCAUCCCCUCCUUCUCGCCCGAAGUCUUCGGCUACUUGAGACCGACAGAAGUCGGCGCGUCGCGGAAGUCCUUCGCCAAGGGCGUCGACCAAUUGUUGGCGGAGGGCGCCGUCCAGCGGCUGAAGGAGCGGGGCAACGACGGGCCCGAUCCGUUGUUGGCGGCCGUCGGCGAGCUCCAGUUCGAGGUUGUGGUAGAUAGGAUGCAGGGCGAGUACGGCGUGAGCUGCGCCGUCGAGCGCGUGUCCUACACGAUCGCGCGGUGGUGCCGGCCCGAGCUCCCGGCGGACGAGGCCUGGGCUGCUGUGGAUGCGGCGAAGAAGGAAGGGGCUUUGACGGGCGCCUUCUACGCCGAGGAUAUGUUUGGAAGGCCCGUGCUUCUGUUUAGAAACGCGUACACCGUCGAGCGCCUCGAGAACGACGCCGAUUUAGAUCUCGGGCUCCAGCCGUGGGCGCUGCCGCCGGCGACCGCUCCCUAAAGUUGUUGAUUC
Messenger RNA from Pelagomonas calceolata, 2003 nucleotides. The record is from the annotation of a GenBank genome assembly. NCBI's taxonomy places the organism in Eukaryota, Pelagophyceae, Pelagomonadales, Pelagomonadaceae.